AUAUAAAAAAUUAAAUUUAGAUUGAGCUAAGUGCAAAGUUUAACAUAUACUCCAAUGGCCACCAGCAAACCCGUCACCGUUCUGGAGCAUAUUCCGGUGGCACCACCGCCGGAAGGGACACCCAAACUCACUCUUCCUCUCACGUUUCUUGACUUGUUAUGUCUGCACAUGUUCCCAGUUCACCGCCUCAUCUUCUAUCAACACCCCAUCUCAAGAACCCACUUCCUCGAUACCCUAAUUCCCACCAUGAAAAACUCGUUAUCCCUUACCCUUCAUCACUACCCUCCCCUCGCCGGAAGACUGAUCGCUUCACCCGACAAUUCAAGCCUGCCGGAGAUCCGAUACGAGGAAGGCGACACCGUCCCGUUAGUCUUUGCGGAGGCCAAUUCAGGCGAGUGUAAUUUCGAUGAUCUCACGUCGGGCCAUCCAAGAAGUUGUACUGAAUUCCAUCCUCUUGUUCCGAACUUACCGCCGGCGUCGCGUGCGCCGGACGGCUAUGUCACAGUCCCCGUCCUUGCGUUACAAGUGACGUUAUUUUCCGACGUCGGGAUUUGCAUCGGAAUAACUAACCACCACGCAGUUGGUGACGCUAGUAGCAUCUUUGGGUUCAUGAAAGCUUGGGCUUUCGUUUCUAGUCACGGAGACAAAUCGGAAACCACAUCUCCUGUUUCUUUACCCGCUGAAAUCCAACCAUUUUACGACAGAAAAAUGAUCAGAGAUGAGAAAGGACUGGAACAAAUUUUCUGGGACAACGUUAAACACAUCAAGGUUGAAGAUAGACACGUUCAUCGCCUUCCACAAAUCACCGACAGGAUCCGCGCCACAUUUACACUGACACAAAACGACAUCCAAAGGCUCAAGAAUCGCAUCCUCGCGGGGCGGCCGGAACUGGCUCAUAUCUCAUCAUUUACAGCCACUUGUUCAUACAUAUGGACUUGCUGGGUAAAAUCUCGAUAUCAAGACGCAGAUUCAGAUAACAACAUCGACGACGAUGAAGACGAGGAGGUGUUCAAUUGCGCGGCUGAUUGCCGGUCACGUUUGGACCCACCGGUGCCCGGAAACUACUUUGGCAAUUGCCUGGUGGCCUGUUUCGGAUACGCAAAGACUAAGCAACUGAGAGGGGAGGAGGGGCUGUUGGAUGCUGCUGAGGGGAUCGGAGAAGGUAUUCGCCGGCGAUUGUACGAUAAGGAGCGUGGAGUGUUGGGAGGAGCUGAAGAUUGGUUUAAAGUGCUGUCUAAACUGAAGAUUGAUCGAGUAUUGACUGUGAUUGGGUCGCCCAGAUUCGAUUAUUAUGAACUAGAUUUUGGAUGGGGAAAUCCAAAAAAGUUUCAAAUGCCUUCCACUGAUUUGUCUCGUGGCAUAUCACUCAGUAAAGCCAAGGACCAUGAAGGGGGUGGCCUGGAGAUUGGUUUGUCACUUCUCGGCACACAAUUCGACAAUUUUACCGGAAUUUUCACCCAGGAUUUGAAGGCCCUUCAUAGCUUUUAGGGGUGUUUGAUUUACGAAAUGUGAAUUAUCUUACAUAUUUGGUUGGGUUGGAUAAAGGAAAUAU
Molecule: messenger RNA, 1552 nt
Organism: Ipomoea nil (Japanese morning glory)
Lineage: Eukaryota; Viridiplantae; Streptophyta; Magnoliopsida; Solanales; Convolvulaceae
Product: anthocyanin 5-aromatic acyltransferase-like
Exons: 2
Coding region: 55-1488 (477 amino acids)
Source: RefSeq, a predicted model, not a curated record